Ilex paraguariensis (yerba mate) is the source of this 3132-nucleotide messenger RNA. The record is from the annotation of a GenBank genome assembly. Lineage: Eukaryota; Viridiplantae; Streptophyta; Magnoliopsida; Aquifoliales; Aquifoliaceae.
GGUCAAGUAAUUCUUGAAGAGUCAGUUAGAGUCGGUGGUUUGUUCCAUCGGAAGGUCAAAUUUUUUUUCUCGGAAGGUAAUUCCCUCUUGAAUCCCAGUCCUCUUUGAUCGAGUUCGUUUGUGCCAGUCCUCUUUGACCGAGUUCGUUUGUGCUACCAUUGAUACGGAAUUGAAAUCCCUCGCCAUCAAAUUUGUGAAAUAUUCCCAACAUCAUCGAAACUAGGGAGAGAGAUAUACCAGAAAGAAAAUUGAAAGCCUGAGAGACAAUGGAGGUAGACGAUGUUCCGUUGGACGACAAGGCCAAGAGAAUGAGAGAUCUGUUGUCGAGCUUCUACUCUCAAGAUCCUUCUUCAACUCCAAUUCCAGCCAACACUUCUUCCAGAUUCGCCACAUUGGACACCAUCAACACCACCUCCUUCGAUGCCGAUCAGUACAUGAAUCUUCUCGUUCAAAAGUCAAAUUUGGAGGGGCUGCUUCACAGACAUGUUGAAAUGGCUGCUGAGAUAAAAAAUCUUGACACAGACUUGCAAAUGUUAGUAUAUGAAAAUUACAACAAGUUUAUUAGUGCCACAGAAACAAUUAAAAGGAUGAAGAAUAACAUUGUAGGCAUGGAAACAAAUAUGGAACAGCUUCUUGAAAAGAUAAUGUCUGUUCAAUCUAGAAGUGACGGAGUCAACACGUCUCUUUUCGAAAAGAGAGAACAUAUAGAGAAAUUACAUCGCACACGCAAUCUUCUGCGUAAAGUUCAGUUCAUAUAUGAUCUACCUUCUAGACUUGAGAAGUGUAUCAAAUCAGAGGCCUAUGCUGAUGCUGUCAGGUUUUACACUGGAGCCAUGCCGAUUUUUAAGGCAUAUGGGGACUCAUCAUUCCAGGAUUGUAAGAGAGCAUCUGAAGAAGCAGUGACUAUAAUAAUGAAAAACUUGCAGGGGAAGGUAUUCUCAGAUUCCGAGUCCAUACAGGCAAGAGCUGAGGCUGUAAUGCUUCUUAAGCAGUUGGAUUUCCCGGUUGAAAAUUUGAAGUCAAAACUGCUUGAAAAAUUAGAGCAGUUCCUUGUGGACCUUCAUCUCGAAUCCAGAGAAAUAACCAACUGUUCAGCGGAUCCUCAUGAACCUUCUAAACAAGGAAAUGUUAUUGAUUCUACUCCUGUUACUGAUCAUGAGGCUUCUACUCGUGAAUUUGCGGAAGCUGUCCGUGCUUACCGAGUAAUAUUCCCCGAUUCGGAACCACAACUAAUUAAACUCGCGCAAGACCUUGUUACAAAGCACUUUGAAGCCACUCAACAGCAAAUCAAGAAACAAAUUCGUUCAGCAGAUCUAUUGGGAAUGCUUCGGAUUAUAUGGACUGAUGUUCUUCUGAUGGAUGAAAUGUUACCUGAGGCUGCUCUCUCUGAUUUUUCUUUUCAGGCUGCCUGUGUUGCCGUCAAACAGUAUAUUGUCAGCACAUUUUCUCGUCUCCUACUUGAUAUCUCAGAUGCACUUACAAAAGUCCAGCGUAGACAAAAGGAGGGAGUAGAAGAAGAAUAUUCCUUACAGGCUGCCCUGGAGGCCAGCAAAAGAGCAGUAAUUCAAGGCAGUAUGGAUGUUUUACUGGACUUUCGCCAGCUUCUGGAUGAAAACUUGGGGUUCCUAAUGAAGCUGAGAGACUUGAUCAUUGACUGGGUACAAGAAGGAUUUCAAGACUUCUUCAGAAAACUUGAUGAUCAGUUCCUCUUGCUGUCAGGGAAGAAUAUUUCAGCCACUCAAGAUCAAGGUUCAACAGAAGGAAUGCAGGGGGACAAGGUCCUUGCUGGGCUUGUUCUUGUACUUGCUCAGCUUUCUGUUUUCAUCGAACAAAGCGCCAUCCCUAGAAUUACUGAGGAAAUAGCUACUUCUUUUUCUGGUGGCGGUGUUCGAGGCUAUGAAUAUGGGCCUGCUUUUGUUCCUUCAGAAAUUUGUCGAUCCUUUCGAUCAGCUGCUGAAAAGUUUUUGCAGCUUUAUAUCAAUCUGAGAACUCAAAAGAUAUCAGUUCUUUUGAGAAAGAGGUUUACAACACCGAAUUGGGCAAAGCACAAGGAACCCAGAGAAGUUCAUAUGUUUGUUGAUUUAUUUCUUCAAGAGUUGGAAGCAACAGCAACUGAAGUAAAGCAGAUUUUACCUCAAGGGCUCCAUCGUAAACAUCGUCGAACAGACAGCAAUGGAAGCACCACUUCUUCACGCAGCAAUCCACUGAGAGAUGAUAAAAUGGGCCGGUCAAAUACACAUAGGGCUAGGAGCCAGCUUCUGGAGACCCAUCUAGCCAAAUUGUUUAAGCAAAAAAUGGAAAUUUUCACAAAAAUUGAACAUACACAGGAAUCAGUUGCAACUACUAUUGUUAAACUCUGCUUGAAAAGUUUGCAAGAGUUUGUUCGCCUUCAGACAUAUAACAGGAGUGGAUUCCAGCAAAUUCAGUUGGACAUUCAGUUCCUGAGGACUGCCUUAAAGGAAAGUGCCGAAGAUGAAGCUGCGGUUGAUUUCCUGCUUGAUGAGGUGAUUGUUUCUGCUGCAGAACGUUGUCUUGAUCCGAUUCCUUUGGAGCCCCCCAUCUUGGACAAACUCAUACAAGCAAAGUUGGCGAAGAAUUCGGAACAGAACCCAAUUUCAUCAUAAAACCAAUGGUGCAAUCAGUAGUGAUCUGAAUUCCUUUAUGUUGCUGGUGGCGGAGUGGUGCUUCACCUCGCCCGCCGGGUUGAUGUUUUGAAUCUGGCCUAUUGGGCAAUACCCAUACACAUACCUGAAGAGAUUGAUCUAGUUUCUGCUGACAACCUUGGUUAUUCCUUUUCUGUAGGACAUCGAUGUAUCGGUUCAGGCUCUGUUCUUUUCAUACGAAGAUAAACCAUUCGAGUGUCGGUCUGUAAGAUGUUUCCUCGGGCUUUUCAUUGUUGUGAUUUAAGACAGUUUCUCCGGAGAAAAAAGGAGAUAUUGACAAAAAUGUUCGUUCCGAGGUUAUAUGUAUUAAGCCUGGCAUUUGGGUGCAAAGAAUAUCUUCUGCAAAUUUUUACACCCACAAAAUUGCCCGAGCAUAAAAUGAUAUAUUUCAUGUAGUUCAAAUACCUUUGCGUUUCAGGUUUGCUUGCCUCCUAUGAUUUCGGUUUAUUAUGUAUCUGGGAUGUAAAUG